CGUUCACAUUAUGCAUUCAGACGGCGAGAAGAUGAGACAUGGCAAUAAUAAACAAUCAUGGGGAGGAAUUUCACACAGUUUUCAGUCCAAAUGACUCCUUAGAGCUCUCUUGCAACCACGAUUAUGAGCAGGUGCAAACUCGCAUUUUUAAGAUAAUAGUAAUAGGUGAUUCAAAUGUGGGGAAGACCUGUUUGACUUACAGAUUCUGCGGGAGCACUUUCCUGAAAAACCCAGAAGCAACGAUCGGGGUCGAUUUCAGAGAGAGGACGCUGGAGCUCGAUGGGGAGAGAAUCAAGUUGCAGAUCUGGGACACAGCUGGUCAGGAGCGUUUCAGGAAGAGCAUGGUGGAGCACUACUACCGCAGCGUCCAUGCUGUCAUCUUUGUGUACGACGUGACAAGCCUCUCCUCCUUCGAGAGCAUCCCUGACUGGAUUGAAGAGUGCAGCCGACACUCUGUGGGGCCCUUGGUGCCACGCAUCAUAGUGGGCAACAAGUGUGACCUGAGGGACUGCCAGGAGGUCCCCAUGUCGUUUGCCCAAUGUCUUGCUGACAGGUACAACUUCCCACUGUUUGAGACUUCAGCCAAAGACCCUGCUGAAAAGGAACACAUUGAUGCUAUCUUUCUGACUUUAGCUUAUAGGCUGAAGAGCCACAAACCUCUGAGACUGAAGCAGCUGAAUGAGAGCAGUGCACAGCAUAUGUGGGACCAGAGAAAGCAGGAGGCAGCAACUUGUCAGUGCUGAGGUCACCCCUGUUCUGGAUGUGCAUGAAGGUCAUUACAGCUAUCAGGAACAGUCAUGCUUCCUAGGAAAACAGUGCUGAACAGAGCUUUUCUAACACUAAGACUAAAUUCUUGAAGGCCUGUGACUGAUACUUCUUAUGAUUUUACAUUUUCCCUGCCUGCUGUAUGACACAAAUAACGACAGUAUUGGGUAUAUAAAUCGUCACUAUAUUAAAUCCACAUCUCAGUGAAAUACAUGAGUGGAUAUAAAGGUAUGCCAAAUAUAUGCACCUCAAACUGCACCUAAAAUCACUUUGACUCGAAAAAUGCAAUGCGUUGUCUAGCAGCACUACAAUUUGCCUACAGAGUUCAAUGCAGACAAUGAAUUAUGGGAAAAAACAUUGAUUUCAUGAUGCGACCAAUCAGGAAAAUUGAAACUGUUGUUUGUUGCAUGUGUACAAUAAUGCAAACACUUUGAUGUGUAACAGUAUAAAGAUGCAAAUCAAUAAAAGUGGUUUUAUCAGAGCA
Molecule: messenger RNA, 1249 nt
Organism: Monopterus albus (swamp eel)
Lineage: Eukaryota; Metazoa; Chordata; Actinopteri; Synbranchiformes; Synbranchidae
Product: ras-related protein Rab-33B
Exons: 2
Coding region: 39-743 (234 amino acids)
Biological process (GO): Rab protein signal transduction
Molecular function (GO): GTP binding; GTPase activity
Source: RefSeq, a predicted model, not a curated record